Molecule: messenger RNA, 5865 nt
Organism: Megalopta genalis
Lineage: Eukaryota; Metazoa; Arthropoda; Insecta; Hymenoptera; Halictidae
Biological process (GO): positive regulation of transcription by RNA polymerase II
Cellular component (GO): nucleus
Molecular function (GO): transcription coactivator activity
Source: RefSeq, a predicted model, not a curated record
UGUCACUCUCUCUCGACACACACACGCUCCGUCCUCUCUGUCCCUCCUCCUAUCUUUCUCUCGCUCCCUUUUUUCCCCGUUUCCAGCGGCAUUUCAGCCGCGGCGCGUACGCGAUACGAUACGCGAGACGCGAUCGGUCCCGAUCGCCGAGCCAUCGUCGCGCUGUCCACCCCCGCGGCGCGGAUCGCGCGGAGCGUGCCCGAGCCGAUCGAAGGAUAUACGUCGCGAGCAGCCGAUACCGCCAGUAUCCGUUCAUUCGCGGGGCCCGCGGAGCUUUCGAUUUCGGAUCGCCACGUGCGCCACCGCGCAGUGUGUGUUAUUUAUAGUGUGCCGCCGCGCGAGCGAGACCGACGCGAAAGUAUAACCGCGUGCCAACCUGCGGCACCCUGUGUCCCGGCGGUACCACAACACCGCAACAGUGCGAGGGAUCCCGGGGAACGACACGGUUCCCUUCCCAGUGACACUUCUGGAUAACGGAAGCCCCGUGAUCGCGCGCGGCCGUGCGAUUCGCGCGGUUCGUUUCGCGGAUCCGAGGCCGAGAGUCUCGAGAGGCACGCGCGACCACGACGACGUCGACGCGCGGUACCCUUUUGCUGUGCAGUUGUGUCUUGUGCGCCGACCCGUGUGUGACAUCGUGUCGACCCCGACGAAGAGAUGCUAUUGCCGCUGGCAUCCGGUCCGCCGUCAUCCUGAUCCAUCCGGGAGAACAUGCUCCUGCCUCGAACGCCGCCGUCGCUCCGGAUCCUCUUCGCGGAUGAAACUGAAUGGGACCGCCGAUCGUUGGAGCGUCGAGGAACGUGACGUGGCGCGGAGCGAAGUUUCGUCGACGAACGCCGUCGCGAACCGUUCCGUUCUAGUCAGUGUCGCCCAGCCGGGUCGCCUCUGGCCCACCCAGUGCCGGCCAAGCGCUGUCUUGGACCGUUCCCAGUGCUUGAUAAUUGCCGCAAUGAGUUGCCCAUGAAGAUCAGAUAAACUCUGUUGUUUAACCACGCGCACGUGCAUCCGUUUCGAUUGUUCAUUGAUCGACGACACUCGGGAAGAAACAUGGUUACCUUGGACACCGAGCAGAAGCCCGAGAGGCAGCACUGCGGACGACGCAUGUGCGCCAUUUGCAGACGCAUCCGCCGCGACAAAGCGCUGAAGGUGAAGCUUAUGCUGAGGCGACCAAUCAACCAGCUGGUUGCGCAAGGCAUCAUGCCACCUCUGAAGACCCCGCCAGCGUUCCACGAGCAGCGCAAGCAGCUGGAGCGGGCGAAGACCGGGGAUCUCCUGAAGGCGAAGAUCCAGCAGAGACCGGGCCGGGACGAGCUGGUCAGGCAGCACAUCCUGGAGGAUGUGGGUCACGUGGACCCGAGCCUCGCCGAGAGGCAGCGGAUGCUGAAGAAGGCCCGUCUGGCCGACCAGCUGAACGACCAGCUCAGUCACCGGCCAGGACCGCUCGAGCUGAUCCAGAAGAAUAUUCUCCACACAGAGGAGCCGAUAGAAAGGGCGGUCAAAGAGGGCCACAUUCCCUUCAAGGCCACUUGCGAGGGCCAGGUGACGAAGCCCCAGCACCCGGACCACUACAUCACCUUCGAGGACGACUCGCAGAGCUCCGAGGGCGCGCCCUCGCCUCAGCUCGAGUCCCGGUCGGACGUUCUAGAGACGGCGGCCGCGUCCGCGGGCAUCGUCACCGUUUCGCUUAGUAUUCCGACGACCGGCGGCGCCGUGGUCGUCUCGUCCACGUCGCCGGUUUUCCAGCAGGCGUCCAACGAAUCGACGAUACAAACGUUCGCGGAGCUCUGCAACACCGUCGUCAGCUCGCAGCAGCAACAACAGCAGCAGCAACAGCAACAACAACAACAACAGCAGCAGCAGCAACAACAGCAACAGCAGCAUCAACAGCAUCAACAGCACCAGCAACAGCAUCAACAGCACCAGCAGCAACAGCAACAGGUCCAGCACAGUCAGCAGCAUGCUUCGACGCAGGCGAGUCAGACGAACGGGCCGUCGACGACCCUCCUUCCACUGGCGCCGGCGCCCAGUCCGAUGUCCUUGGGCUCGACGACAUCCAGCCUGAGUCCCCUUUCCAAUAUCUCGAUAGCGUCGCCCCCGGCACCACCGCCGGCCGCCAUCACCCCCAGACCCCAGCCGAGCCCGAUCGCGGCGUCCACGUGUCAGAGGAGCGACGCGCCCGGCAAGGAUAAGAACAGGAAGAAGUCGAAGACCAAGAGCCAACCUAAGACACGCACCAUCAAGUUCCACGAGUACAAGGGCCCGCCAAACGCGCAGAAGACAUCGGUGUCGUCGACGACUUCCGGCCUCGGCUCGGCGCCGCCCGGCGAGACCAGCUACGAGUUGCUGCUCCAGCAACAGCAGCUCUUCCUCCAAUGGCAGCUCGAAUGGCAGCACAAGUAUCCGCAGAUCAUCCUACCCGCGGCGCAAAAGCCAUUGUCACUGAACAGCAGCGGCGCCAGCGACGCUGGAAGCAUCAGCGGAAGCAGCGCGAACGCGCCCAGCCCUGCGCCCUCCAAUUCCUCGAACAACCCCUCGGAACAGCCGCCGUUGAGGCCCCUUGGAAAGCUGGAGGAAAUGAAAGUAAGCGAUCUCAAAGUGGAGCUGAAGCGCCGAAACUUGCCGGUGUCCGGCUCGAAGCCGCAGCUGAUCGAGAGAUUAAAGCCGUUCACGGAGCUGUCCAGCGGCAACUCGACGUCCAGCUCGAACGGGCCCCAUGUGACGCACAUGGGCCACAUACUGAUGGACACCCCGGGGCCAGUCACAUCCGACGAGUCUAGCUCCCACGCCAAGAGCCCCGGCUCCGCCAUUAAGGACGAGCCGAACAGCCCGCGGUUGGAUUCACCGCAUGGCAGCGAACAGGACGAUCCGUCGAGCCCGCCAGCUCGUGUUUCAGGAGACGACAUAAUCAAAGAGCAAAGGAAACGGAUAGAGGAGCUGCAGCGCGAGCUGUACAAGUCGCAGCAGCAGCUCCAGCAGAUCCGGCAGACUCAGCCGACCACGGUGCACGCCGAGAAACUGGUGCUCCAGCAACACAUACAGAACAAGAUGCAGCAGCAACAGCUGGCCCUGCAUUUGCAACACUUGCAGCACCUGCAGCAACAGCAGGCGCAGCAGCAGCAGCAGCAGCAGCAGCAACAGGCGCAGCAACAGCAGCAGCAACACAGUCAGCAGCAGGCCCAACAGCAGACGCAGCAGCAACACGCGGCGUUCCAGCAGCUGAACGCGAAGGCCAGCCUCGCGGCGUACCUGCAGGCGCAGCCGAACAACACCGCGAUCUUGGACUCCUCGACCUUGACCGCGAUCAACAACAAGAAGAACCAAGCCAAGAACAGCGCCACCGUGCAAAUCCCGACCGCGAUCGUCCUGAACCUGGCGAAACCCGCGAAACUGAACGGUUCGCUGCUCGGCGCUUUGGUGGCGCAGGCGCAGGCUCAGCAACAACAGCAACAGACGGUUGUUACCGAAGAUGGAAAACCGCCGCCGCCUCAGUACGACGAAGCCGCGAAGCUGCUCAAGGUGAAGAUCGAGCCGGUGCAGAAGAACCACAUCAAGAGCCAGGUGGUGGACGACGUGCUGGAGAUCCUGAUAAAGAACGGCGAGCUGCCGCCGAGCGCCGCGCAGGACCCAGCGACGCCGACCACGCCGAACAGGCAACUGCAGCAGAACCUGGUGUUCACGGCGCCGGCGGACAGCCAGACGCACUCGUUGGUGUUCACUGCCGCCAGUCCCAUCAGCCCGAUCAGCCCGAUUGCGAUGGAGGUCUCCCAGAGCGAUUGCGUGAGUUCCCCGGUCCUGGCACCGGCGCUACCGUUCCCGUUGUCUCCGGCGACCCUCGGCAUUCAACUGCCCAAUGCAUUGCAACAGUUACAGCAGCAGGAGGAAAUGUCCUCGUUCAACACGGACCUGCUGACCUCGGAGGCGGAGCUGGACACCGCGAUGCUCCUCAGCCCCCAGUCGGUCCACCAAGCGUCGCCCGAUCCCCAGCCGCCCCAGGAGGUCACGUCCUCGGACAACGCGAACUUGGACCUCAAGGAACUCGGACUUGACUUAGAGACCCUGGACACCAUGGACUUCGGCCAGCUCGAUUGCGACUUAGGCGUCAAGAUGGAGGCGCCGCAGGAGCUGAUGGACAUCGGAGACAUGCCCAUGGACAUGGACGAUCCCGACUGGCUCGAUUCUCUGAUGCCCCAGUCGCCCCCGACUACUUCCACGACGAUGUCCAACCAUCAGCCGGCCUCGUCCAUGAGCCUCUCCUCCGGAACGGACAUCUACGAUCCGCUCCUGGCCAGCAGCCAGGACCCGUUCGAUCUCUUCAACAUGGAGGACACCGACUUCAAGAUGUCCUCCGACCUGUCGCUGACCUGGGACAAGGUCGACUUCGCGACCUAGCCCGGGAUUCAGCCUUGGAGCUCGGCCUUGUGUACUUAAACAGCGACGGAGAGAGCCGAGCCGAGUGGCUCGCCAACACAAGUGCUACACGCGAGAACCGUGAACCGCGUCUAUUGUGACUAUUUGGUGCAUUUCCACGACUCGUUUCGCAGCGGAUAUACUUGCCUAAUUAUUAUUGACGACGAUGCACGCGUGUACGUACGGAAGGAAUCGACGAUCGCGGCGAACACUCGGCCGACGGGGACGCCGAGGAACGUACUUAUCGCGCGGGGCUCGACGCGCUCCCGCGGGGAACGCGUCGGCCGGAGCACUUUCUCGUGCGAAUUAGGGGUAAAAAAAAGAAAAAAACGUAGCUGUACAAUUUUUACGAGCGACGCUUUGGGCGAGCAGUCGAGAGGCAAGGUGCGCGAGAUCGGCCGCGAGGCGACGCUCGAUUGCUUCUCGCAGGUCGCCGCACGGGUGCACGAAUGCAACGUUUCCCUCGGUCGGCGGAGCGAGCCCGACGCGAGCGAGCUGUUUCCCUUUUUUUUUUCUCGCGGCGUCGAUCGCGGGGAUCCGUCGUCGCGUGCCGCCGCCCUUUCCGAGCGGAUCUUCCGCGCGCUCGCGAUCGCUCGGAUUCGAAAAUACGUACGGCACAACGGUGCAACGGAGACGCGAUCGCAAGAGCGCUGCCUCCCGCGAGUGGAAACGAAACGACAACGACGGGAUGUCUUCAAAAUUCUCCAAAGAAUCUUCUUGCGAGCGUUCUUAGCUAGUUUUUACUAUCCAGUCUCUACAGUCGUGUGUUGCUUGAGUUUUCAUAACUGCGAAAAAACAAAAAUAGCGUGUGUGUUAAAACUGGAAACCCGGCGGAACGGCUGCGCAUAUAUUUUCCCGCGCACGCUGUCCCGGGAUCCCCCGAAAAACACCCCCCAUCAACCGGCGAGCCAGCCAGCCACCCCCUUUUACUCUCCUGCUCCCUCCAAAACGAACGAACCAUUAUUCAAUCGUAAUCUAAUUAUCGGCUAAUUAUUACACUUACGAGAAAUCUAAUAUAAACGUAACGAUCUAUGGUAUGUAUGUAUACACGUAUACGUGCAUAGGCAUACACACGUAUGCAUAUAUGUAUGUACAAUACAAUGUAAUGUACGCUGCGUUCGAAAGCCGGGAGAGAAUGUGCGAACGAACGGCGAGAGGGGGUGAGGAAGAAGGAUUGCGAGAGAGAUAGAGAGAAAGAGUGAAAGAGAGAGAGAGAAAGAGAGAGGGAGAGAAAGAGAGGGAGAGAGAGAGAGGGAGCGACGUGUGGAGUGAGUCCGACGGCUUUCCCGCACAGCUAUAUAAUUUUCUAAGCAAGAGCAUGUGAUGUUAGAGGUUACAUAUUACAUUAUUUUAAUCUCAGUAAUCGCAUAGAAAAUAUUCGGAAUGAGUGCGGACAGUGGUGUGCCGAUGUCAGGGUAUCGUGCGGUUCUCCCGUUUCUUCUUUAUUUCCCUCUAAUGAGU